Messenger RNA from Metarhizium brunneum ARSEF 3297, 1830 nucleotides. RefSeq names its product Carboxypeptidase S1 A. Gene Ontology annotation, biological process: proteolysis. Gene Ontology annotation, cellular component: fungal-type vacuole. The record is from RefSeq and is a predicted model, not a curated record. Gene Ontology annotation, molecular function: serine-type carboxypeptidase activity. NCBI's taxonomy places the organism in Eukaryota, Fungi, Ascomycota, Sordariomycetes, Hypocreales, Clavicipitaceae.
AUGCUUUCUACAGGUCUCUUGCUUGGCGGUCUGGCCAGUCUGGCUGCCGCCCAGUUCCCACCUCCUUCUGAGGGCGUCAAGGUCAUCAAAUCCAAGCUUCACGAGAACGUGACCAUUUCAUUCAAAGAGCCGGGGCUUUGUGAGUCCACACCGGGCGUCAAAUCCUACGCUGGCCACGUCCACCUUCCCCCAGGUUUAUUGGAUGAUGGCUCGGGCGAGAAGCAGGAUUAUCCCGUCAACACAUUCUUUUGGUUUUUUGAGGCUCGUCAUGAACCGGAAAAUGCUCCGCUGGCCAUUUGGCUCAACGGGGGCCCUGGUGGCUCUUCCAUGAUCGGUCUUUUGGGCGAGAACGGUCCUUGUUUCAUUGGUGACGAUUCCAAGUCUACAAUUCAUAAUCCUUGGAGCUGGAAUAACUAUGUCAACAUGCUCUACAUUGAUGAGCCUAAUCAAGUCGGCUUCUCAUACGACAUUCCCACCAAUGUGACCGUAUACGCUGGCAGUGAAGAGGCCAUCAUUGUUCCCACCAACUUUUCGACCGAAACACCUCAGACCAACCUUACAACACGAAUUGGCACUCUUUCCAGUCAAAAGUUGUCUCACACCACCAACAGCACCCAGCAGGCUGCCCAUGCAUUGUGGCACUUUGCCCAGACCUUCUUCACUGAAUUCCCUCAUUACAAGCCGAAUGAUGACCGAAUCAGUAUGUGGGCUGAGAGCUACGGCGGCCAUUAUGGGCCUGGAUUCAUGCGCUUCUUCCAGCAGCAGAAUGAAAAGAUUCUCAAUGGAACUAUUGAUGUGGAACACGCACACUAUCUUCAUCUUGAUACUCUGGGCAUCGUCAAUGGCUACCUUGACGCCGUUAUCCAGGAAGAGGCGUCCAUCAUCUUCCCUUUUAACAAUACUUAUGAUAUCAAGGCCAUCAACAAGACCGUCUAUGAUGGGCUAAUGCACAACUUUACCCGGGAGGGGGGUUGUCGUGACCAAAUCAUUCAGUGCCAGAAGGAGCUUGUUGGCAUCGACAAGAAUGCGCUCAGAGUGGCGCGAGACUUCCCCUCAGAACUAUGCCCAAAGAUGGAAGAAACGUGCGCGAUGAGCGGCGAAAUGGCUUUCGAAAAUAGCAACAAUGCUCGUUUCGACAUCUCGCACCCCAAGAAUGACCCAUUCCCGCCUCCACACUACAUCGGCUACCUCGCUCAAGAAAAGGCCCUCGGAGCCCUUGGUAGUCCUGUCAACUUUACCAUGUCAUCACAGACCGUCGCCCUGAACUUUUUCGCCACCUUGGAUGAGAUUCAUGGCGGAUUCUUGGACGCAGUUGGCUACCUUCUCGACUCGGGUGUUAAGGUGCAUAUGAUGUAUGGAGAUCGCGACUUCGCCUGCAACUGGAUCGGAGGAGAAAUGUCAUCUCUUGCCAUCCCUUACUCGCGCGCAGAGGACUUCAAGAAGGCUGGGUACACCCCCUUGAUUACGUCUGAAGGCGUGGGCGGGCUUACCCGCCAGUUUGGCAACUUCAGCUUUACUCGUGUCUAUCAGGCUGGACACAUGAUCCCCGUGUAUCAGCCCGAGGCUGCGUAUGAAAUCUUCAUGCGUGCAUUGUUCAACCGUGAUAUCCCCACUGGCUUGUUGCCUGUACACGACGAGUUGUCGACUGUCGGCCCUCCGGACACCUGGCACGUUAAGCAGGCUGCUCCCAAGGCGCCCGAGCCCAAGUGCUACAUCCUGGCGCCUGAGACUUGUACGCCUGAGAUUUGGGAGAAGGUGAACAGCGGCAAGGUGACAGUCAGGGACUAUUUUGUUGUUGAAGAUAAGGAAGUGGGUGAUGGGGAGUUGUAA